This is a messenger RNA of Orussus abietinus, 3747 nucleotides long. RefSeq names its product biorientation of chromosomes in cell division protein 1-like 1 (gene BOD1). The record is from RefSeq and is a predicted model, not a curated record. Lineage: Eukaryota; Metazoa; Arthropoda; Insecta; Hymenoptera; Orussidae. The transcript is spliced from 3 exons. The coding region runs from base 133 to 3333 and encodes 1066 amino acids.
GAAUGGCAGCGCGCUCGGAGUAAGAGUUGGAAUGUGUUAGGUGAAAAUAUCCGAUAUUGAGGAGCCCUUGCAGUUAAACCAAAGGAAUAUGUCGUUGCUCCGUACAGCUUGGUCUAUUUACACCGAUUAAAGAUGGAAAUCGGCUUGAGCAAUACGCUGUUAGCUGGAGACCCGCGUCUCAUUGAUCACAUAGUAGGCGAAGUUAAGUCACAAGGAAUCUUCGAUCAAUUUCGAAAAGAAUGCAUCGCCGACGUCGAUACAAAGCCGGCAUAUCAGAAUUUACGAACCAGAGUGGAAGGUUCCGUGAACACGUUCCUUGCAAAACAGAUAUGGAAGUCAGACUUGAACAAAAAUCAACUGAGAGAAACCUUGCGCAAGCAUAUAAACGAUGCGCCGUACUUAGAUGCCGGCGUCGAACGCAUAGUGGACCAAGUAGUAAAUCCAAAGGUUUAUUCCUCCUUUAUGCCACACAUCGAAGACGUCGUUUACAAAUUUUUGGGAAUCGAAAGGCCAAAACCUCGCGACAAAGUAACAGCCUGUGGUUUAAAGGAUCUACUGCCCAAAGACCUGGAUCCUGUUUCUCCGGAAUCGGACAGGAACAGCUUAAGAGAUGUCUCCCUGGAAUCCGUUGACGUCGAGAACGGUACCGACAAAUACGAAGAAUGCUCAUCGAAUAACGAACAAGCUUUGGAAGCAAACUCUAAUAAUGCCGAGAACGAGACAGACAACGCCGUUGAAAAUGGGCAAAUCGACUACGAAGAAAAAUCAUCCGGUGUAUCGCAAAGAGUCACGGUUGAGAAUAUUUGUCACGUCGUUUUAAAUAACUCCGGAAAAACGGAUGACAAGGCGGACGAAGAAGAAGAAGACAGUCCAAUGUUCGAGCCAAUCGACAUAAUGAAUCUCAACGAAUCCAACGUAUCCAACGACUCGCAUUUAUCCGGAAUAUCGGAAUUAACCAGCCACAGAUCGAGAAGUCCAGAUUAUUCCAACGAACUUUCACGGGACAACUUUGACUUCAGCAACCACGAUUCCCAACUUAGUAAAGUGUCGUCCGAUUCCCGAUUGUCGAUCGUUACAGACUUCGGUUCCUCGAAUCAGGCGUCGACGCCUCUACCCGAGGGACCGAAGGAAGACAACAGGGAUAAACCGGAAACAAAGUGCAACAAAGACAAUCUGAAGGCGAUCGGAGAAUGUGAAACGUGGAGAGGUAAGGAGAACAAGACUAUUAUAGAUUGUAACAAAUUGGAAACGAAAGAGAGCAAGGAUGCCAAGAGUACAAGGAGCAACUUAUCGUCGAAGGAAAACUCGCGAGACGCCACCGACGCGGGAAAUAAAUACAGGUAUGAACAAAAGGAGAGAACUAAAGACGGUGACUCGUCCAGGUCGAAAAGUAGCAAGGAAAGGUCCGACUCCAGGAGUUUCAAAGAGGACAGAGAUCACAGAAGAAGACACAGCCAGACGAGCAGGACCGACAAAUCCAAAGACAGGAGCAAAGACAGGAGCAAAGACAGGACCGACCGAUUCGGCGACGCGUUGGAGAAAGUUCGCGACUCCGGCGAAAAGACGAAGGACGCCUCGGGAAAAAAUAAGGAGGAGCGUCCUAGAGAGACGGAGAAAAGGGAGAGCGGCAGCAAAGAGCCCAAAGACUUGAAAGACAUCUACAAAGAGAAGAUCAGAGAACUGAGGGAAAAGAAGGAACUAACCGAGAAGGAGAGGCUAACGAAAGACGGGAGAGACCCGAAGAGAGGCAAGGAAUCGAAGGAUCGAGACAGAGGGGAUUCCUGGAAGGAAAGAAAGGACCCUAAGAGGGACUCGAAGGACUCGUCGUCGAGAGGCUACACCUCCAAUCGACACGAGAACCGAUCCACGAAAAGUGGAUCCGACUCCAAGGAAGGGAAGAGCGAAUCCAAGGACAGGGGUAAGCGAAGCGACCGGCACUCGUCUCGAGACGGCAAAGGUAGAAACGGCUCCAGGUCGGACCUCCUCCAGGAGAGGUCGGAGGGGAAGAGGACGUCGAGAAGCGAAAAGGAGGACCAGAAGAGAGACUCGGAGACCCUCUCGGAGAAGUCGAGCGGGAAGAGGGAGUCGAAGGUGGACUCCCAGUUCCGAGGAAGCGAGAAGCCGGAGUCCAGGAGCGGUCGCGAACGAGGGAGAGACCGGUCGGCCAAGGACGCGGGGAGAGGCGAGGAGAAGAAGCGCCGGGAGGAAGAGGACGAGAGGAAGUCGAAGAAGACGAAGGACGACCAUUCGAACUGGAGGAGGGACUCGAGCGACCGGAGGUCAACGGACCGGGACGGGUCGAGCGGCUCCGCGGGCGGCAGGAGUUCCUACGAGGGCGCGCCCGAGUCCGGGGCGUCCGGAGGUGGGAGGCCCUCCCACGAGGAGGGAUCCUCUGGAUCCGGAGCCCUUGGCGGAGGCGGAGGUCGUUCGAGCGGUGACGCGGGACCGAGCUCCACCGUCCCGGGAACUCGCGGGCCGAGUCCGGAGGACGUCCGGACCGUGCCGGACGAGGAGCGCGUGCAGAUCAUAGAGAUCCCCGACGAGGAGUACGACCAGCCCUAUCCGGACAAGCACGCGAAUCUGACACCGGAGGAGACGGCGAUCGUCAUCCUGGACGGGCCGACGGAGGGGUGGUCCUUGGCACCGACGGGGAUGUCCACGGCGCCGUCCCCCGCGCCCGCGGAGGGGGAACGAGCCCUCUCGAGGCCGGCGUCGCCCGGGAACCGGGAGAACCCGGAUAAUCCUGAGAAUCCGGAGGAUCGAGAGAAUCGAGAGGACCGGGAGGACUGCCUCUACCUCGAGGAGGACGACGGUCGGGCGUCGAGGUUCUCGAGAUUCGUCGAGUCCCUGGAGCGGGGCGAGGGCGGGAGCUUGGAACAGAUGAUAGAGAGUCUGGGGGGCCGGGUGGUGUCGCCUCAACCCCGAAGCAUGGCGCCGCCCUUGCCGAGGAGGAGACCGGCCAGUCCCCCGCAGGCCCGCGUCGUCCCCGGCGAGCCGGCCGAGGAGGAUGACGCUCGCGAGACGGCGGCUCCCGCCGACGACGAGGGUGGCCUGCCCCUGGUCAAGAGGCGAAAAGUCGGCCGGCCCAAGAAGCAGAGGUCCAACCCGAACGUCGCUUCUCCCCAGACUCUGCAGAACGGGGAGAGCUUCGUGAUGCCCUUGAGCCCGGAGAGCGACGUCUCGGCCUCCAGCGAGAAGGUUCCUGCGAAUCCCCUCAAGGAAGAGAAGAGCAAGCAGCGGAAAGCACAGAGAUACUCGAGCGACGACCUUUACAAGCCUAGGCCGCUGUUCUCGAGCUCAUCUAGGAGAUGCAGAAGACCCAACCUGGGAUAAUCAGGCGAAUCUAGUAUUACGUCGUGUUAAAUUGUACAUACCUUUGUAUAUAUUAGUUAAUACCACUCGUUAAAUUAAUUCCCCAUCGCGCGGAUCGAUCCUCCAUAAGAUGCCGUGUACUUGUAAGCAGGGUUGGGUAGGUAUAAUACGUCACGUAAUAUACCUCAAUUUUUUUUACGUGUAUAUUACAACGUAUUGUACGUCCCGAAUUUUCAACGCGAGCGCAAAGUAUAUUACACCCUCUUAUUUCUAAAUAGAAAAUUAUGAAUCCAGGUAGAAAUUUGAUAUUAAAGUGUUAAGUUGAAGGAACUUUGAACGCAAACACCGGGUUAUUUAUUCCUUAAAAAUAAUGACGCGUUUACGUAUAAGUUAAAGGACAUUUAUAACCUGGUGAAUACAUGUAUCAUGCAUCUG